Messenger RNA from Ceraceosorus bombacis, 780 nucleotides. NCBI's taxonomy places the organism in Eukaryota, Fungi, Basidiomycota, Exobasidiomycetes, Ceraceosorales, Ceraceosoraceae. The record is from the annotation of a GenBank genome assembly.
AUGUUGGCAUCUCGAGCUGCGCGCAACUGUGCGAGCUCCACUAGAUUUGGAGCUGGCCAGCUGGUUGCAAUCCCUAGAGGAGCAGCAAUUGCCAAGCCCCAGGGCAUGAGCACUUCUGCCACCAUCACUCACACGAGCCAGUCGCAACAGCUGCGUUCCUGUUCAGCCGCUCGGAAAGGUCUCGCUCACCAAUCGAGUGCCUUUCACAGCUCGGGCGUGCUCUCCUCCAAGGGCGCAUGGGCUGCAAAAGGGCCCAUCUCGUAUGAGGAACUCAAGCCUCUGACCCAAGCCCCGCCCCUGGACCUGACCAUUAUCGAUGUGCGCGAACCUGACGAGGUCCAAGCUGGAAUCAUCCCCUCUGCAGUGAGCGUGCCGUUGAGCCAAUUCAACGACGCUUUCGACUCCAAUAAGGGCGCAGACUUUAGGAAGCAAUAUGCAUUCGAUCGACCUGCAUUUGACGAUAAGCUGGUCUUCUACUGCAGAAGCGGUAAGCGCUCUCAGCAAGCUCUCGAGUUCGCGCAGAAGAAUGGCUGGAACAAGUGAGUGUUGCUGUGAGCGCAAGGUUCGAACUUUGUCGAGGUCGAGGGACGUUGUUGCUGUCGUACGCGCAAUGAGCGGGCUUCCGCGGGUGAUCUGUGAACGUUGUCAGCUGCAUUCUAUCGACCACCUUGCGUCAUCGCAGUGUCACUGAAUCUGUGAUUACCUCGUUUCUCGCGCAGCGUACGAAAUUACACCGGCUCAUGGCUCGACUGGGUUAAGCAUGAAGAGGGAGGAAAAUAG